AUAUUCAAACAUUUGCAUACUUCAAAGCCUGCAUAAACCAACCGUGGCGCUCAAGUAUCUUCAAACAUGAGCAUCAUCUCGGAUGGCGGUGAUGUUCUUGAUGGAGAUAUGCGUGCUGACACUUCAUGACAAAAGAUACCCAACACUGUUUUUCAGCGUCCGAUCAGCCGUGGCAAAGAAGAGGAGAGAAGAGCGCAGGAUGAAAAGCACUGGCUUACUACUAGGUUACUUUUUGAUGAAAGUUCUUGUGUGCGACGCGGAAGGAGAACCUGGGGAAAACCUGGAUGUUUUGGUGACGGCGUCGGGGUCCAACGACUCCAGAGACGGGCAGAACGGUCUCUCUGAGACCCCUCACACGGAGGACAGGUGUCGGGGCUAUUAUGAUGUGAUGGGUCAGUGGGAUCCUCCGUUCGUGUGCCGGACUGGUAGCUACCUGUACUGUUGCGGGACCUGUGGCUUCAGGUUCUGCUGCGAGUUUAAAAACUCCAGAUUAGAUCAGACCACCUGCAAAAACUACGACACCCCGCCGUGGUCCAUGACGGGCAGACCACCGCCGAAGAUGAUGGAUCAACACGAUCCGACUAAGGAUAAAACCAAUUUGAUUGUGUAUAUCAUAUGCGGAGUAGUUGCUAUCAUGGCGCUGGUUGGGAUAUUCACCAAACUUGGCUUGGAGAAGGCGCAUCGACCUCACAGAGAGAACAUGUCGAGAGCGCUGGCCCAGGUGAUGCGCCAGACAGCUCCAGGAGAACAUGUGGAGAGAGAGGAGAGCUUGGCGGUGCAUGGACAACACUACGAGAACAUGCAGGCCAGAGCAACAGGAAACAACCUGC
Sinocyclocheilus grahami is the source of this 830-nucleotide messenger RNA. RefSeq names its product protein shisa-9B-like. The record is from RefSeq and is a predicted model, not a curated record. Lineage: Eukaryota; Metazoa; Chordata; Actinopteri; Cypriniformes; Cyprinidae. The annotation marks the transcript as partial. Gene Ontology annotation, biological process: regulation of short-term neuronal synaptic plasticity; regulation of AMPA receptor activity. Gene Ontology annotation, cellular component: dendritic spine membrane; AMPA glutamate receptor complex; postsynaptic membrane. The transcript is spliced from 2 exons.